AGGAGAGACAGUGUGUGGGGCGGGAGCUCCUUCCCGGGGGUGGGGGGAAGCACCCGUGGGCCGGCUGUCGCCCCGCUCCUCCCCUCGCCUCCGUCCCUUCAGCCGCCGCGGUGUUCUGCUGUUCCAGCUACUGUAUCAGGCUUGAAAAAUCUUUCCCUUUCUCCCCAGGCUUGGUAAUGUGAAGGACAGAUUUCAUGUUUCCCCGAAGUUAACUCCAAGCUGACUUCUCGCUGCAAAUGGACAGUUUGUCAAAGAUGAGGCUAGGUGGAGCAGGUUCUUGCUGUCUCAACUAUGGAAGGCCAACUUUAUGGUAACGUGGAGAUUUCUGUGGGAAAACCUCCAGGAGCAAGUCCUCCAUCCUUUGUUGCUCUGCUGAAGGUAUACCGAGAACUUCUGGUCAGUAGAAUCCGAAACACGCAGUGUUUGAUUGACAACUUGAUUAAGAAUGACUACUUCUCCACUGAAGAUGCAGAGAUUGUUGUCCAAUUUGCAACUCAAGCAGAUAAGGUUCGCAAAAUUCUAGACUUGGUUCAGAGCAAGGGAGAAGAAGUCUCAGAAUAUUUCAUCCGUGUCCUACAGAAAGUCACUGAUGCUUACUAUGAACUUCAGCCUUGGCUGGAUGAAAUAGGUUACGAGCCUUCAGAGAAUAUUUGUAGUAAACCUGUGGUAAAUACAGAUCCGGUUAGCAGGUAUUGCCAGAAACUCAGACAUGAACUGGGACGGGACUCCAAGUUUGUUAUGUCCUACGCUCAAAGGGAAGAGAUGCUGCUUGAAGAAAUCUACUCUAAUAGUAUUAUGGAGCUGGUCAGUUUUACCAAUGAGAGCCUAGGCAAAGUGUCUCAAUUAGAAGCCCUUUUUGAUGAUGCAGUUGGGCUAAUUAAUGAAGAUGGAGAGACUGUUUAUGUCUUCGGUGAUGCGGGAAUUGGAAAAUCCAUCUUGCUGCAGAAGAUACAAAGUCUUUGGGCCAGAAAAGAAUUGGACAUAGGGGCCAAAUUUUUCUUCCGUUUCCGAUGUAGGAUGUUUAGUUGCUUUAAGGAAGAUGAAGCCAUAUGUUUGAAAGACUUACUCUUCAAAUAUAAUUGCUACCCAGACCAGGACCCCACAGAGGUGUUUCAUCACAUCUUGCAAUUCCCUCAUACAGUUCUUUUCACAUUUGAUGGCUUCGAUGAGAUCUAUUCCAACUUUGAUCUCAGUAGUGUUCCUGAGAUAUGUUCACCCAAUGAACCCACCCACCCACUGGUGCUGCUGGUAAGCCUUCUCAGAGGAAAGCUUCUUAAGGGAUCCGAGAAAAUUCUUACAGCAAGGACAGGAACUGAGAUCCAAAGAAACAUCGUUAGAAAGAAAGUGUUACUCCGUGGUUUCUCCAGCAAUAAUCUGAAGGAAUACACUGCCAUGUUUUUCAAAGAUGAGGGGCAACGAACACUGGUAUUGAACCAGUUGGAAGCCAACCCCAAUCUCUGCAGUUUAUGUUCAGUGCCUUUAUUUUGUUGGAUUAUCUUUAAAUGCUAUGAACACUUCCAUUCCAUGUCGGACAGCCACGAGCUUCCAGACUGUUCUGUUACAUUGACAGAUGUGUUUUUGCUCAUGAUUGAAGUCCAUCUGAACCGAUCUCUGAAAACAAGUUUGCUGAAGAACAACACCAGAAGCCAAGCAGAGAUGUUCAAAUCAAGAAAGGAAACUCUUCUAGCCUUGGGUAAAAUGGCAUACAAAGGCAUGGGGAACUCUUUCUUUAUCUUCGAGCAGGAGGAGGUCUCAUCAGCAAACAUCUCUGAAGAAGAUUUGCAAUUGGGCUUUCUCAGGACAGUUAAAGGUUAUAGUGGCUGUGACGAUCAGUCCACUUACGAGUUCUUGCACUUAACCCUUCAGUCUUUUUUCACAGCUUUGUUCCUGGUUAUUGAAGAGAAAGUGGGUGCCAAGGAGUUACUUCAGUUUUUCAAUGAAUGCUCUUCCACUGAGACUGCCCAGCCUACUUGCCUUCGUAUUCCUUGGUUGAAGAAACAACUAGCAAGGGAGGAUCCUUUCCGAAAUAAUGAACACUUUCAUUUUACCAACCUGUUUCUUUGUGGCCUGCUUUCUAGAUCCAAGCAGAAGCUUUUCAGACAUUUAGUUCUGCCUGCUGUCAUUAAGAAGAAAAGAAAGACGCUCAUCACAUACCUUGGGGAGAGCAUGAAAUCCCACCUGAAAGGCCUCACUCGGUCCAGACUUCAAACCUACAAUCAGAUCCAGGUCCAGCCCAAUUUUGUUUGGAUGCUGAGGUGCCUUUACGAGACCCAGAGUGAGAAAGUGGGGAAGUUGGCUGCCAAACGCAUGCACGCCAAUUACAUCAAGCUCACAUACUGCAAUGCCUGCUCUGCUGACUGCAGUGCUAUUUCCUUCGUUGUGCAUCACUUUCAAAAGCGCCUGGCUCUGGAUUUGGACAACAAUAAUAUCAAUGAUUACGGAAUAAACCAGCUGCUACCUUGUUUCAGCAAGCUUGCAGUGAUCAGGCUCAGUGUAAAUCAGGUCACAGAUCACGGUGUAAGGAUCUUGUAUGAAGAACUCUCGAAGUACCAAAUUGUGACUUUCUUGGGCUUAUACAACAAUCAGAUCACUGAUGUCGGAGCCAAAUAUGUUGCAAAACUAAUUGAAGAGUGUUCGAGCCUUGAAUACGUUAAAAUAGGAGCAAACAAAAUAACGAGCGAAGGAGGGAAGUGCCUUGCCCGGGCCAUCCAGAAGAGCAAGACAAUGUUUGAAAUUGGGAUGUGGGGUAAUCAAGUUGGAGACGAAGGAGCAAAGGCAUUUGCAGAGGCCCUGAGGAACCACCCCAGGUUAACUAAUGUGAGUCUUGCAUUCAAUGGCAUCACGACAGAGGGAGGCAAAAGUAUUGCUGAAGCUAUGCAACACAACGACUCUGUGAAAAUAUUCUGGUUGACUAAAAAUGAGCUGGAUGAUGAGGCAGCAAUGAGUUUUGCAGAGAUGCUGAAGGUCAACAAGAAACUGGUGCAUUUAUGGCUUAUCCAGAAUCAAAUUACAGCCAAAGGGGUGAAGUACCUCAGCGAAGCUCUCAAGGAGAACACAGCUAUUAAAGAAGUCUGUCUGAACGGGAACCUGAUAAGCCAAGAAGAGGCCAAAGCUUUUGAAAAUGAAGAGCGGAUCAUUUGCUUUUGAAUGAGGACUUUCCCAUUUUGACAAGCUUCGUGUUACAAAGGUCACUCCUACACUUGGACUGCAGAGUUUAUAAAGGCGUAAAUCUGCAGUGCUCAUGGCAGGAGAGAGAUACGUGAUUAGCUGCCUUUUUAUGAACAUGCUGCGCUCCCUCAGCUCCAUCCCUUACCCUGCCUGUUAUUCUUAAUCCUUUUGGUGAGUGGGAAGUUGCCUGGGUAAAUAAUUCAUGUUUGUAAGAUGCUUUGAAGAUGAAAUGCAACGUAUUAACAGACCAAAUCCACUGGCAGGUGUAUGCGUUUUGAUAACUGAGUUUAGAUUUCUUCUGUACACUGAUGUAAAUAAUCUCUUAACUUAUUUAUAUACAUAAAUACACACACACACGCACACAUAUAUUUGCAAGAAAGGGUGCAAGAUGUACAAACUCCACAAGCUCACAGUAUUAUCUGCCUCAUGACUGAAAACGAACAUCUCUAGCUUUACUGGAAACAUAAUCCAUCUAUAAUAGUUGCAUCGUACCAAUGUUUCCAAUAUUAAUACCUUUAUCCUGCCUAGAAAUUAGACCCUUAUUUCUCCAUUGACUACAGACAGCAUUGUAGGCACUGCUUUUUUUUAUUUUCUUUUUUUUUUUUGAGAAAUGGAUACAUCAGGCUGAGAUUACUUUCAAUAUUUUUUUCCAUAUUGAAGCCAAUACAUUUUUCUCUUCUACAACCAGAAAGUCCUUACUGCCAUCUCUGUAAAAGCAUAAAACUGGCAGUAAAACACUUUUUCUUAAAUUUUCCUGAGGGCUGCAUAGAAACUGCUACCUCCUGUUUUCACAGUGUUUGUUCUGGGGAGGGGGUCUGGAGCUAAAUGUGAAAUAUUAAUUAGCAGGCUGUUCAUUGCCUUGGCUCUUGGCCUAGACUCUGUGCUGAUGGCAAUACACCAAUAUUGAGUUGCCUCGAUUCAGUGGGGGGAAAGGACAAUUGAAAAUCAAUUGCGUCAAGUAGAAAUCCCUUCUCCCAGCAACACAUAAGCACAGCGAAGGUUUGAGAUUUGCUUGGAAAGCUUUUAUUCUAUGCUUGAAUUAGGGGAAAGGGCAAGGCAAGGGGCAGGUAGCAAUGAUAAGGACCAGCAAGAAAACACUAUCCCCCCCCCAAAUAAUUACUGUUUAGGGAGUGUAAGUUUAGAUGCCCUUCAAAGAAACCAGUUCGCAAAGGAGUAGGGUAUUUGGUUAUAUUUUUUUGUGUGCAAAUUAGGCAUGUUUUAUAAAGGUAAACCAAAAUUGUACUCCACAGUGUAUACAACGAACCUAAAAUGGAAAAGUAUGAUCCAUUUUCUUUCCUUCUCCCGUGUUACGACACCCUGCCCUCCCAAAAAAAACAACUUUGGGAAACAAUUCUGCAGUUGCUGACUAACUCACAGAAACCUUAGUAGGCUGGAAGAAUCAUCUUGUUAAAAUGCCAAACCAAUGAACCCUCACCUUCCCAUCUCCCAAAUCUGCCCAUAGAGCAAUACAUGAAAAAAGGCUGGCUUUGUCGGUCAGAGUUUCUCUGUUUCCUACGUGGAAAGACGUAGGAAACAGAGACCUUUCCCAGUCCCCAAUUCUGUCUACUCCCUUCAGCUCCCGAACACCUUUUAAAAUACUCAUAAAUCUUUUCACAUAACCUACAGUUAAAAAAAAAAAAAGGAAAAAAAAAGAAGAGAAGAAAAACAAUUUAGUGUUCCUUAUUUUUCAGUGGCUUUUCCUCCCUGUCCAUGGUAUCAGCGCUGAUUUUUCACAGGGAGACAGAUGAGUCUUUUGGACCGUGCUGGAGGAAAGUCAGUUAACUUGAAUGAUUUCUGCACCUGAGCCAUUUGUUUACUGAAGCAAAAGGGCACACAGUUACAGAUGAGUAGGAUUUCAAUUGCAAAAACAUCUGCCAAAGCAAGGCCUUUAAAGACUUCUCAGUGACUUUAACAAAUCACACUCGUGCACGUCGUCAAAAUGUUGUUGCUCUUUUGCCAGCCUGCCCGUAUGGAGGGGAGGAGAUGCUGGUGCAGGCAGGGCCUUCACCAGAGGUGUCAUCUGCCUGCAUUGGAGGCAAGUGCGCUCCCAGUCUGCUCUAAUCACUGAAUUAUUUGCUCAUUUACCAGGUAGAAAAUAUAGUUUAAAACUCCAGCUCCUGUCCUCAUUUCACUGAUAGACAAAAGCAGUGCAGAGCGUCCCUGACAGCUCCCUCCAAGCUUUCCGAUGCAGUCACUUUUGCCCCUUUUUGGUUCAGAGCAGCCUUUGGAGCUAUUUCUAGCGUGACAACCACCUCAGCCCUGUUGCAAAUGCUGUUACAAGCCCAGCUGUUACAAGCCAAGGCGUCCAGAGCCGUGUGUUCAGGGAUAGGAGCAGCUGCAGGGCUGCAGCAGCUAAACACAGUCUCAAAGUGGUGGCAGGAUCAAGCCCAGCUCUACGUAGGGCAGAGUUUUUGCACUGAUUAGGGUGCCAGUGACUGUGCAGAGGUGAUUUCCAUCUCCGAGCACUGAUUUGGGCGCAGCUCAGCCUGGCUUUGACCAAACCGAGGGGUUUCACGGCAUCCUGCUCCCGGUUCACCCAGGGGAGAGGGUCUGCUUCACGCAGCACGUCAACAGCUUCAGGAAUCUGGUGCUGGGGAACCGGGGUGCUGCUCUGGGAGCAGCCGGAGUCCCCUUGUUUAUUGGCACAGCGUUUCAGGCUGCAGUUCUUUCUUCAUAGUCUUACUGGACUAUUUGUAGAGCGCAUCAGAACAACACAAUCGCAGCUUGCAGCAAGAGGAACCGUAACUUUUUUAAGACUUGUUUGUAAUUUGCUAAGACCUUCUCUGUAUGCAGCGUUAUGUUUUUUCCACUUGUCCCCUGUGAUAAUA
Messenger RNA from Chroicocephalus ridibundus (black-headed gull), 5996 nucleotides. RefSeq names its product nucleotide binding oligomerization domain containing 1 (gene NOD1). The record is from RefSeq and is a predicted model, not a curated record. Lineage: Eukaryota; Metazoa; Chordata; Aves; Charadriiformes; Laridae. Bases 292 to 3147 code for a protein of 951 amino acids. Gene Ontology annotation, molecular function: protein binding. The transcript has 13 exons. Gene Ontology annotation, biological process: intracellular signal transduction; regulation of apoptotic process.